This is a messenger RNA of Cylindrotheca closterium, 1620 nucleotides long. The record is from the annotation of a GenBank genome assembly. NCBI's taxonomy places the organism in Eukaryota, Bacillariophyta, Bacillariophyceae, Bacillariales, Bacillariaceae.
AUGUGGUGCAUUCUCAUGCUUCUCGGUAGUAUGAUUUUGGAUGAGACUGGCAUAUUGCAGACGCAAAGAUGUCAUAUUAUCCAUGUUGCUGCUUUUUCAAGCGCACAAAACACUAUUGUGCAGAAAUGUCCAACGUGGGAACGUCGACGACGCUGUCGGAUAGAAAAGGAUGAUGAUGAUGAUGAUGAUGAUGAAUCAGACCACCACCACCACCACCAACAUGACCUCAAUAAAGCAUAUGGACCCGUCGUUGUGGUUGGAAAGAUUAUCAUUGACGAGUACCGAUCUCCUCCACUACCGGUAGUAGAGAACGACAACAGUCGUAGCAAUCGAGAGGAUGAGGGGGGAACGGCAGAAAAGAAGCAAAUAAUAACCAUUGGAGGCGGGGGACCUCAGGCAGCAUGGGGAGCAGCUGCUGCCUUGGCGGUAAUGGAACGAAUGGAAACAACAACAACAUCAUCAUCGUCAUCGUCAUCAUCAUUCGAGACUCAAGGAAAUAAAAAGACCCGAAACAACAACCAAACCAUGAAUGAUCUUCCAUCGAUCCCGCCUCGUAAACAAAAGGUCGCCUUUUUGGGUCCAGUGGGAAACGCAAAUGGACUAGUGCCGGACAUUCGAGAGGGAUUGCAACAAAUUUUGGGACCCGCGGUGGAUACCAUCGAGUUGAUAGUAGAACCAUCCUUGCAAACACCUACCAUUCAGCUAUGGCAUGACGAGCAUCAAGAUAUUCAAUGGAAACCACUAAAUGAUUGUUGGGGUCCAAAGGGAGCAGAUUCUCUCUGGAGAAAUCGUCCAAGCGCAGACGACAUACUCCAAUUGGAUUGCUUGAGCCAAAAUUAUGGUGGACAAGAUGGACAAAUAGGCAGCGCGACAAACACUGAGAGUGGCAUGGAUAAGGAACAAAUGAUUUCAAAUUUGCACUUGAUCAUGGAAAUGGGAGCUUCUGCUGCCGGUGGAGGACAAGACAGCGAGUUUCUUUUUGAUUCGAACUUGAUGAGCCAGGUGUCACACUUGUGCAUCGAACCAGUGGCUUUUCCAGAAGCAACCAACGAUGAGAAUGGAACACUUGCCAUUCCCCAUCAAGAUGUUGCAUCUUCUCAGGAGCGGUUGCGACCCCAUGCUUCCAACAUCAAUAUGAUCGUUCCAGAUUCUCAUUUGGUGGAUGCUUGGAUCAAGUCAGGUUACCUGCAGGAAACCUGCCGAACGAAAGAAGUGAUUGGUAGGUUUGGGCCUCUUGGUAGUCGGAUAUACCGGUAUACAAGCGGUGGUGCAAAAUGGACUUGUUCUGACAAAUCUGAUGGAAUGGACCAGCAGCAGCAGCAGCAGCAGCAGCAGCAGCAGCAAGUGGACUACAUCAGUGUCCCCACAGCCACCUUGGAAACAUCGAAUGGCAAUCCCAUAAACCCCACCGGUGCAGGAAAUUCAUAUUCUGCUGCCUUGUCCACCUGUCGCUCUAGGGGAUGGUCGCUUGAGGAAUCAGCAUGUCUGGCUACCGCUGUUGGUGCUACAUUUUGCGAGUACGAACACCUUCCGCCGUGGAACUGGGAGGUGCUCGACCGGAUACAAAGGGGGACUCUGGAAGUUUACAACGCCAUUACUACAAGUACGAGUACGACAUAG